Molecule: messenger RNA, 737 nt
Organism: Onychostoma macrolepis
Lineage: Eukaryota; Metazoa; Chordata; Actinopteri; Cypriniformes; Cyprinidae
Product: cytochrome c oxidase subunit NDUFA4
Exons: 4
Coding region: 67-318 (83 amino acids)
Source: RefSeq, a predicted model, not a curated record
CUAACAGUCCACACUUGUUCUCACUUUUAGCCACAUUUACUGUUCACUGUCGCUGUGUUGUGGAAGAUGAAGAUGUUCAGAACGAUGUACCAGCAGGCGAGGAAACAUCCCGGGCUCAUCCCUCAGUUCCUCUUCAUGUCUGCGGGAGUGAGCGGAGCUUUUCUCUAUCUGAUCCGACUGGCUCGUGGACCUUACGUCAGCUGGGACAGGAAGAAUAACCCUGAACCGUGGAACAAUCUCGGCCCGACCUAUCAGUACAAGUUGGUGGCCGUCACCACAGACUAUGAGACUCUGAAGAAGGAAGGACCUGACUUUUAAAAGACCUCAGCGGAACUGCAGGCGUGCACACACACACACACACACACACACACACACACACACACACACUUUACUAAAUGCUGUCUCCCUGGAUGCUCCUGCUGCCACUGCAAACAAAUGAUAUCAGUUAUGUUAAUAGCUAGGAACACACACACACACACACACACACAAAUACAUAUUUUUAUUUGACAUUUUAUUUUCACAAGUUAUUUAAAACAUUGAAGUAGACAUUUAAUUGGAGACAUUAAAAAAAAAAAAAAAAAAGUAUAUACACAUUUAAAAAAAAAAAAUAAGGGUCAAAUACGGACAUGUCUACAUCAAAUUACAAAAGUGAUUUUAUAUACAAAGAAAGCUUAUUAAAUGGCAGUUAUUAUAAGUGUCUUCUUCAAUGUUUCAAAUAACUAGUGUCAAAAUAUGGA